AUGGCAGAGGCCCCAGCUUUCAUUCAGGAUGGUCUGCCUGUGGAGUGGAACCUUUCCAGUCGACGCAGCAGGAAGCCGGGAUGCUCCAAUAUCUUUACGGGAGUAAACAUGCACCAACUGCACAGGCUGUUUAAAACAGCUGGAGACAGAGAUGCGACACAUCGGGCAAAGCUGGUGUGGCAAGGGACGGAUGCACUUAUGGAGGAGGCAGAGAAGAGGGAGAGGGACGGGGAGGAGAGAGAGGACGAGGCGGGACUCGCCCAGGCUUUAGUGGGGCUCAGAGUCCGAGCAAGGAAUAAAGCAGGUUUCAGAGCGGAAGGACAGAGAGAUCACAAGUGGCUCAGAGCGUCAGCAUAUCUCGGGAUUGAGGAGCCAUUAUCGGGCUACAACGUACAGGAUGAGGAGAGUCCGGGUGAAUCCCUGUCGCCCGCUGAGGAAGACAUUCCAGAAAACCCUAAUCCCUUCAAACCCUCCCCAUGGAGGUUGGGUUUGGCAAGGCAGGAUAGUGCCAGAGACUCUGAACGCUACCUUCACCGCAUCCUCCACUGAAAGCUGACUGCAGCUUGAAAUAACACACAGCGCUAGAAGACGCAAUGAAGUCGUGAAACACAUGACUGAUUAUGCAUGAAAGUACACAAUGUAUUUGAGAUUUUAGCCCCUUUCUACUAACACGUACUCCACACGUUAGACCCCAUCACAAAGGCAUACUAAUAAACUCUGGUAAACAUGCCUGGCGAUAAGUCUAACUCUUGUACAGUAGGUAAAUCAAAUACAGUUAUGCUGGCUCCAGAUAAGCACAAUCAACAGAAUGAAUCCAUUUAUGAAUGAACACAGUUUUUUAUCUUCCCUUGACCUCCAUGGCUGUGUCCUUGAGCAAAGGACCUAAACCCCCACCUGCAAGUGGGGGUAAUGGGGACACCAUCAAUCAUUCUCUAUUUUUCGGCUAGUUGGUGGAGGUAGAACUGAGUGGUAUACAGAAAACUGAUGUAUUACCAAUGGUGACCUUGGUUGCAAUUUUUUAAGUAGCUAUGGUGACCUUGGUUGCAAACAGCAGUUUGUCAUGGAACCGAUAUGGAACAAGAUUUAAAUUCCGUUGGUGUGUUCUGUCCACCUGGGGAAUGUGAGAAAAAUGUUCACUCUAUUUUAACUGUUUUAGGUCUCCACAAACUCCCGAGGACAGCAUUUGGCUCCUUAGCUGAUGAAUGCUCCACUUUCUUCACCAGCCAGUCACUGAUGGUGUGUGUUUGUGUGUGUUUGCACGCACAACUCUGCCACAGCUGCAGGGCUGGGAAAAAUCCUGAUGGAACUGUGAGAAUGAACCGCAACAUGGUUCAUUGCCACAGGAAGUGAAACCAAAUCAGAUCAGCUAGAAGGAACCGUGGAGUCGUGUGAACAUUCUCCUUUCACACAAAGUCACUCGAUCCAUUGUUUAUAUAAAAAUAUUGAUUAUAGCAGCUUAAAAGUUGACUGACUGUAAGAAUAACUGUUGGACUGUAACAUUUAUUCUUAAAAUAUCUGUAAUUAUAAGCAGUGUGCAGCAAAAGACAGCAUUUGAAAUCUGGUUGGAUUUUUUUCUAUUUGCGUGGUGUGACUGUGUCUGACUGUAAACCCUUCUCACUCACAAACCCACAAAGUCUUCUGUCUUAAUGGAGUAUGUUUUAAUUAUAAUCUAUCAUUAAAUAUUACAUACAAAUUA
Molecule: messenger RNA, 1696 nt
Organism: Scophthalmus maximus (turbot)
Lineage: Eukaryota; Metazoa; Chordata; Actinopteri; Pleuronectiformes; Scophthalmidae
Gene: avpi1
Product: arginine vasopressin induced 1
Exons: 2
Coding region: 1-549 (182 amino acids)
Source: RefSeq, a predicted model, not a curated record